Molecule: messenger RNA, 1814 nt
Organism: Arachis ipaensis
Lineage: Eukaryota; Viridiplantae; Streptophyta; Magnoliopsida; Fabales; Fabaceae
Source: RefSeq, a predicted model, not a curated record
GGCGAAUGGGAGGGUGACAGAGAGUGUUUCCUAAUAAAAGAGUUUUGCUCUUAUUUUAUGGCAUCUGUCUCCAUUUGCUUUCAAAUAUUUUCCCUAAUUGCAUUUAUUUCCCCUCUUCACUUAUUUCUGUGCCAUUAAUAAACACAAGAUAGUGUCCCUAAGCUUCUCUUUUUCUUUUUUUUUUUUUCAUUUUCGGUGGGUGUGUAUCGCUUACCGCUAUAAGCCUAUAAUAUUACCACACACCACUUACACCUCCUUAAAAGUAAUAAUAAUCGAAAACAUAUCUUUCUUGUUUAAUUAUUAAUUAAUUCGUUCUUGUGUAGGAAGAGGAGUUUAAUUUUGGUGGCUUAUAAAUAGUGCUUUAAGGUGGUUAUUAUUAUUUUGAUUAUUAUUAAGUGAUUGAUUUGAGAGAGAAAUUAAAGCAUGAAGAGUGUGAAGGAAAAGAUGAAGUCAUCACAAGCAAUAGUGAGUAUGUUAAUGGUGCAAAUAUUCGCAACUGGGAUGCAGCUUCUAUCAAGAGUGAUAUUGGUUAAUGGCACCUUCAUUUUCGCACUCACUUCUUAUCGCCAUGUUGUUGCUGCUCUUUUUGUUGCCCCUUUUGCUCUUUACUUUGAAAGAGACAGGGAAAAGAAAUUCACUUUGAAAGUAUGGUUUUGGAUCUUCAUUAACGCUUUAACUGGAAUGACAAUGGCUCAGGGAUUGUAUUAUUAUGGGUUGAGGGACACUUCAGCUACUUACUCCAUCAAUUUUCUCAACCUGGUUCCAAUAUGCACAUUUGCUGUGUCUAUUAUAUGCAGAAUGGAGAAACUGAGGGUGAAAACAUGGGGUGGUAGAGCAAAGUGUGUGGGAGCAAUAUUGUGUGUUGGAGGUGCAUUGGUUACAAGCCUUUACAAAGGCCAUGAAUUCUUCAUUGGUCAACACCACCAUGAUUCUCAUUCUUCUGCUUUGACUCACAAGACCAACAUGCUUCGUGGAACUAUCUUCUUGGUUCUUAGCUGCUUCUCAUACACAGCUUGGUUCAUUGUGCAAGUAAAGUUGCUGAAAGAAUUUCCAUUUAAAUAUUGGGGAACAAUGCUAGCUUGUAUUAUGGCAUCAAUUCAAUCUGUAGUAAUUGGCUUAUGCAUAGAUUCCAGCGGUGCUUCUUGGAAGAUACACUGGAAUCUACAGCUUGUUACUAUACUCUAUUCGGGAGUACUUGCUACGGGUGCAACAUUUUGUUUACUUUCAUGGGCUAUUUCAGUAAAAGGACCAACAUACCCUCCAAUGUUUAAUCCCCUUGCUCUUAUUUUUGUGGCCAUAUCAGAAGCUCUCGUACUUGGUGAACCAUUAAAAGUUGGAACGUUGUUGGGGAUGGUUUUGAUAAUAUCAGGAUUGUACUCAUUCUUGUGGGGAAAAAAGAAGGAACCAAAAAGCUUGGUUCAAUCAAAUGUGGUGGCGGCAGAAGUGUCAGCUGACUCUGCAGUGCCACAAGCACAAGCAACUGCUGUUGUAGUACCAAGAGUUUCUUCACCUACUAGUAAUGUAGUUUUAGAGAUAGAAACUACUAACAAGUAAGAAGGAUACACCUCAACCAUACAAAAUGUUAACUAGAUUAAAUCACCUUUAGAGCUUAAUAUCAUUAACUGGUAUUAAUUGGGGAAAAAAGACAGCGAUCUCUUAAUUUAUUUCUAGGUACCGUAUACUUUGAGUUAAGUGAUUACUGCUGGGUCAAAAGUUGUAAAUAAUUGCAAAAUGUAAUUUCUCUAUUUUGCCCUUGGGAGAGGGAUGGAACAAAUGUGCAGUUUAAUAGAAGAGAAUUUGGUUACCAUUGUGCC